Molecule: messenger RNA, 2510 nt
Organism: Diprion similis
Lineage: Eukaryota; Metazoa; Arthropoda; Insecta; Hymenoptera; Diprionidae
Product: transferrin
Exons: 10
Coding region: 109-2274 (721 amino acids)
Biological process (GO): iron ion transport
Cellular component (GO): recycling endosome; early endosome; plasma membrane
Source: RefSeq, a predicted model, not a curated record
AUCCUCCUCCUGGCUAAGCAACCUCCUGCUUGUCAAACGUGCAACAGUCCUCGCCACUCCAGUGUUUCAACCUUUGAGUUUUUCUACUGCGCGUUAUCACAGAAGAAGAUGGCGCCCCGUUGGGUCAUCUUGGUGGCCUUAGUCGCCCUCGACUUCGCCUUUGCAGACUCGACCUUCUGGAGGAGGCGUCGAGAUGCCACCUCCCCUGUUUUCACAAUGUGCGUGCCACAAAUAUACUGGAAAGACUGCGUCCAGAUGAUUGAAGACUCCGGAAGACAGGGAAUUCCCAUCACCUGUAUAGCUGGCAGGGAUCGCUAUGAUUGCAUUGAAAAGGUUGGCAGAAAAGAGGCUGACAUCGUCGCCGUCGACCCUGAGGAUAUGUACCUUGCAGGGAAGAGCAGGAUUGCGGCCGAAGCCGGGUACAACCUUGUUGAACAGAUCAGGACCAAAGAAGAGCCGGAGGCACAGUACAGAUACGAAGCGGUCGCAGUGAUCCACAAAGACCAGGACAUAAAUUCCCCCCAAGGAUUACGCGGGCUCAAGUCCUGCCACACCGGAAUCGGACGCAACGUUGGAUACAAGAUACCGAUAACGAAGCUGACGGCUAUGGGCCUGCUGACUAACCUCAGCGACCCGAGGUUCUCCUCUAGGGAAAACGAACUUCGAGCUCUCAGCAACUUCUUCAGCGAAGGUUGUCUCGUCGGAACCUGGUCUCCGGAUCCAACCAUCAAUCAACGACUGAAGGCGUCCUAUUCCAAUCUGUGCGCCCGCUGCAAAAAUCCCGAGGCAUGCGAUUAUCCUGACGAGUACUCCGGGUACGAAGGAGCUUUGAAGUGCCUGGCCUUCGGGGGUGGACAGGUUGCCUGGACCAAGGUGAUAUUCGUUAAGCGUUUCUUCGGCCUGCCCGUCGGCAACACGCCGGCAAAACCCGCGACCAAGAAUCCAGCCGACUUCCGGUACUUCUGUCCCGACGGAAGCAAGUUGCCAAUUGACUCUGAGACGAAACCCUGCGUCUGGGCAGCCAGACCAUGGCAAGGAUACAUGGUCAAUGGUGGCGUGUCCAACAUCAAGGCCGUUCAAGAUGAAAUAACCGGACUCGGAAAUCUUGGCGAGCAGAAAAAUGCUAGCUGGUGGAAGGACCUCAUGCUUUUGGAUACCAAGACUCUCCCGGUUAAGACCGAUCCCAUUCAACCUCUCGAACAUUUGAACAGGGCUAACUACACCGACGUUAUUGAAAGGGACUUUGGCGCUCCGAUGAAGAGUGCUAAAUGGUGUGUUUGGUCCACCGAAGCUCUCGACAAGUGUAAUGCCUUCGCCAGAGCAGCGUUCUCCAGGGAUGUGAGACCCAAGCUGGAAUGUCUUCUUGAGAAGGACGUCGAUACGUGCCUGAAGUCAGUGAAUGAUGGCAAAGCCGACGUAGUCUCCAUCGAUGGUGGUUUGGUAGACAAGGCAAUGAAAGAAUACAACAUGAAACCUAUAAUUGCCGAAAAGUACGGCGAAGGUGCAACGAAAGAAAGUGAAAGACCGGCAGUUGCCGUCGUGAAGAAGAGCAGCUCCAUCAACAACUUGGUCGAUCUGAAGGGCAAAAAAUCCUGCCACAACGGCUACAAGGGCAGUUUUGCCGGAUGGUUGGCUCCCGUUCACGCGCUGAAGGCAGCCAAGCAGAUCACAAAUCCUGACGAUUUGGCCGAUUUCUUUUCCGGAAGCUGCGCACCUGGAGCACCUCAGCAAUCCAAACUCUGCUCGCAGUGUGCCGGAAACAUCGCCUCCGGCUCGGACAAGAUCAUCCAAGAGACUAAGUGUAAGCCCACAGAAGCUGAAACCUUCAACGGUGAUCUGGGAGCGCUGAGGUGUCUCAUUGCCGGAAAUGGAGACGUCGCCUUCGUUUCUUACACGGCACUAUUUCAGCUUGACAAAGUGGGCAAGCCCGACCAAAUUCCGAAGGGAUCGGACUUCGAGCUCCUCUGUGCACACGGUGGUCGCUCCCCGGUUGAAGAUGGUAAAAGGUGCAAUCUUGGUGUGGAAGCCCCGCGAGUCGUUGUCAUGUCUGCUACUAGGAAUGAAAAUACUCGCCGUGAACUCACCCAUGGAAUUCUAGACGCUAGCUCUACGUACGCUGAAAGCCCUGAGCUCUUUGCACUUUUCGGAAAUUGGGGUGGCAAAUCCAAUCUCAUUUUCAAGGACGAUGCCAUCAACCUGAGUUCCAUUGACGAAUCCUUGGAAUCGUGGGGCACUUGGGCAACGACUCAACAGGAAUACAACAUCGCCUCAUAAGGAAUUGACGCGUGGCAAAAACUGGCCAAAAAAUGAAUAUUUACAACUACUCGUUUAAACGCAUUAAGCUAUAAGUGUUGUAACAUAAUAUGUAAGCCGCCACUCGUAUCGAAAUUUUUAUAUGACUUAUACGAAUAAGAUACCUUUAUAUAUAUAUAUACAUAUAUAAUUUAAUUAUAAAACGUAUUCAGACUCGAAAUUGUUGUCACUAAAAUACAUCUUAUGUGAUCAUCUGA